Molecule: messenger RNA, 2058 nt
Organism: Oreochromis niloticus (Nile tilapia)
Lineage: Eukaryota; Metazoa; Chordata; Actinopteri; Cichliformes; Cichlidae
Exons: 2
Coding region: 25-1998 (657 amino acids)
Source: RefSeq, a predicted model, not a curated record
GAUUUACAUGUUGUUGAUGGUGUUAUGAACUUGUCUAAAAAAUUCCAUCCUUCCACUGCUCAGCGGAGCCUACUGAAUAGAGGCCUGACUUUUAUCCCCACAAAGGGCUACAACAAAAAUUUACAAUUACAAUGCAAAUAUGACAUUCAGCAGUACCAUAGGAGGAUCAAAUUGGCUGCCUUUUAUGGGGAUAAAGAGGAGACUCAAUCUCAGCCCUUCACUCCAAAAUCAUACUGGUCCCCGCCCAAUGCUCAGCUCCCACCCCAAAUUCUUACUUUGAUCAAAACAGAUAAUGAAUAUUUUCAAAACCACUUUCAUGUAGACAGAGUUAAACCCAAUUUGACAGUAGAAGAGACAAAAGCUCUAACAGAAUUAAAACAAAACAAGCAAAUUAUUAUAAAACCGGCAGACAAAGGAAGCGCAGUUGUAAUUUUGGACAGGGACCAGUAUUUGGAGGAAGGCUACAGACAAUUAAACGACAAAACAUAUUAUUUAAAAUUAAAAAAACCCAUUUACCACGAAACAAUUCCAAUGGUGGAAAAAAUCAUUAACAACUUACACCAAAAGAAAUUUAUAAACCUAAAACAAAAGAACUAUUUGCUGGGCUCCGCUGAACCAAGGGGAAGGCUCUUUUAUAUGCUGCCUAAGAUCCACAAGGAUCCGGCAAAAUGGAGUGUCCCCUUUCAGGUGCCCCCAGGACGACCAAUCGUCUCAGACUGUGAUAGUGAGACUUACUAUACAGCUGAGUACUUGGAUUAUUUCCUGACUCCUUUAUCCACAAAACAUGCGAGCUAUAUUAAAGAUACAUAUGAUUUUGUGGAUAAAGUGAAGCAAAUAGAAGUCCCCAUUGAUUCUUUUCUGUUUUCCAUAGAUAUUGACAGCCUUUACACAAACAUUGACAUUGGUGAAGGCAUUGACUCCAUUAAGAGAGUCUUUCAAAGAUACCCGGAUAAGAAAAGGCCAGAAAAAGAAUUACUACAACUUUUAGAAAUAAAUCUCACAAGGAACGACUUUGAAUUCAAUGGUGACUUCUAUUUACAAAUCAAGGGGACAGCCAUGGGGAAAAAGUUUGCCCCAGCAUAUGCAAAUAUCUUCAUGGCAGAGUGGGAGACUGCUGCGUUAGAUAAAUGCACCAAGAAGCCUCUGUAUUAUUAUCGCUUCCUGGAUGACAUAUGGGGUGUCUGGCCACAUUCUGAGCAGGAUUUUGAGAUGUUUCUUAAGACCUUAAAUGACCACAAUGCCUCUAUUAAGCUUAAGUCGACCAUUAGUAAGACCUCUAUUGAUUUUCUGGACACGACCACCUUCAAGGGCCCAAAUUUCAUUAAUGACCGUAAAUUGGAUAUAAAGGUCUUUUUCAAACCCACGGACACUCAUGCCCUGCUAUUUAAAACCAGCUUUCAUCCUAAACACACAUUUGCGGGAAUAGUCAAAUCCCAACUGUUAAGGUUCCACAAAAUUUGUACACAAAAGUCUGAUUUUGGAGCGGCUGUUAAGACCCUGUUCUCUGCUCUCUCCACUAGGGGGUACUGUUGGUCCUUCCUAAGGAGGUGCUUUAAGUCCUUUCUGCAUACAAAACCAAUUGAUGUUUCCCCUCUGCUUCCAGUGGUCAUUACAUAUGCUCCUUGCACCUGCAAACUAGUCAGGGCUAUUAAGAACAAUUUCCAGAGUCUGGCUCAGAAUGUACAGACACUUCACAACCACAGGGUAAUUGCUGCCUUCAGGAGACAUAAGAAUCUAGGUGAUCUCCUCAUCAGAGCCCAAAUCUCGCCUCCCUCUGUGCCUAGGCGCAGAGAUCAGGGGCAAUUUUUCCAGCAUCGCAGGUUGGUGCGCAGCCAUUCCAAUGGUGAUGUUUUUCUGUCAUUGUGCAAAGGAACCCCGAGGUCCAAAAAUUGUGUAUAUCUGAUUACAUGUAAGAGGUGUGGAAUGCAGUAUGUGGGAGAAACAGGAAACACGCUGCUGACUAGAUUCACUCAACACAGUGACGGCCAUCCAGGUUAACUCGAGAUGGACAACGCAGCAGAGGAGGAGAGCUGAGAGGAUGUGGAUGGCCAAACUGGA